GCAGAUGUUAAACAUCAUAGCGACAAAAUGCGAAUUUUGCAGUCGGAGCGGAUUUGACAGCCCUACUUUUUGGUUGAAAACUAUUUUUAUACAGGAAUGAAUUAGAAAGCCUGGAGUCCUGCCUAACUUCACAAUGCGACGCUUGAAUCUUCUCUCCAUGCUGAUCCUUUGUGUCCUCUUGGCUGGAGCUCAGGGAGACAGUGAAGAAUUUGACCCCUACAAGGUCCUGGGCGUGACCAAAAGUGCAAGUCAGGCUGAGAUCAAGAAGGUGUAUAAACGCCUUGCUAAAGAAUGGCAUCCGGACAAAAACAAGAACCCAGAAGCAGAAGACAUGUUUAUAAAAAUCACCAAAUCCUACGAGAUCUUAUCCAAUGAAGAAAAAAGAGCCAAUUACGAUCGCUUCAAGCAGACCAGCUCCCAGCCCUACGGGCCUCAUGGCUUCCGUCACUUCCACGACAACUUCUACUUCGACGAGUCCUUCUUCAACUUUCCCUUUAACAGCAAGAGCAGCCGUGAUGCGGCUGACAGCAAGUACACACUGCACUACAACCAGUAUGUCAACAAAGUUGUGUCUGACAGUUUCAAAAGGCCGUAUCUGAUUAAGAUCACAUCAGACUGGUGCUUCAGUUGCGUCCACAUGGAUCCAGUGUGGAGGGAGGCUGUGCAGGAGCUCGAGCUUCUCGGUAUAGGAAUAGGCGUGGUUGACGUCGGCUACGAGAGACGCUUGGCGAAUCAUUUAGGUGCUCACCGCACUCCGUCCAUACUCGGUGUCAUCAACGGAAAAGUCACUUUCUUUAACUAUGCUCUGGCCAAGGAGCACCUCAUGCAGUUUGUAGAUGACCUGCUCCCUCAGAGACUGGUCGAGAAGGUCACUGACCGUAAUGACCGUGACUUCUUGAAGAGCUGGUAUGAUGUUAACAAGCCCCACGUUCUGCUUUUUGACCAAGUGCCUACGGUUCCUCUGUUGUACAAGCUAACUGCGUUUGCCUAUAAGGACUAUGUACAGUUUGGCUACGUCGACCAGGGUCUGUCUGAGACAGCAAACCUGCUCAAGCAGUACAACAUCAACACUUAUGCCCCAACCAUGCUCGUCUUCAAGGAGAACACAGAUAAACCAGCCGACAUCAUACAGGCUAAAGGGAUGAAAAAACAAAUAAUCGAUGAAUUCAUCUCCAACAACAAAUUUCUUCUUGCCCCUCGUCUGGUAAACCAGAAGAUCUUUGAUGAGCUUUGCCCCGUCAAGCAGUUUCACCGGCGCAGAAAAUACUGUGUUCUGCUUAUCACCGGUGAGGAGGAAGCCUUUGUGCCAGGAAACAAAGCCUUCUUGUCUCUGGCCUCCGCGAACACAGAGGAGGUUCUCCGCUUUGCUUAUGUGUACCAGCGCCAGCAGCAGCCUCUGUGUUCUGUGCUGCUGAAAAGCAGAGACACUCCACCACAGGUUGUAAUCCUAGAGAGGCGAAACGGGGCCGGAAAGGUGCUCUACAAGCCUGUUCAGGGUGGCUGGAACGGCAGUGAGGAGGACAAACACAGGCUUCUGGAGGAACUGGAGCGGCUGAGGAAAGACCCCUCUAUCCUUACCCAUGAUGCCAUGUUGCCUGAGCUGAAUAAUGAGUUUGCUUCAAUGUUCUUAAUCAGAUGGAUUUAUGCAGCAUAUGACUACUUGUCUGAAAUUAUUGAUGAUGUUCUCCACAAUAAUUGGCGUGAAAUGAUGCCUCUCUUGUCUCUGAUAUUCUCUGCGCUGUUCAUCCUGUUCGGCACGGUAAUUAUUCAGGCUUUCAGUGAUUCUGGUGAGGAGAAACAGACCAAACCAAAGGCCAAAGAAGCAGCGAAAACCCAGAACGGAUCACCAAGCACUGCCAGCACUUCCAGCCGUCCACCAAAGAAGAACUUCGUGGAGGUGACCGAGUUAACGGACAUCACCUACACCAGCAAUCUGGUAAAGCUAAGACCAGGCCAUAUCAACGUGGUGCUGGUGCUUACAGACGCAACUAAAAACAUUCUCCUCAGCAAGUUCGCCAAGGAGGUUUAUUCCUUUACUGGGAGCCAGACGCUGCAUUUCUCCUUCCUUAACGUGGACAAGCACAAUGAGUGGAUGUCCACCCUGCUGGAAUACGCCCAGGACGCCAUGCAGCUGGAGGCGGACGAGGAGGAGGAGGCCGGCAACCGCAAGACGGACUACACAGGCUACGUGCUGGCCCUCAAUGGCCAUAAGAAGUACUUGUGCCUGUUCAAGCCGGUGUACACGGGCGAGGACGCUAACAGCCGGCCGGAGGAGGAAGCUCCUGGGAGCUCCAGAUCCAGGUCAAGCUCCAGAGACGAGCACCAGCACAGGAAAGGAGGAGCACGCUCACGCUCCACCACUCUUCACAUUCACCACAAACUGGACCGUCUGGGUCUGUGGAUGGAGCGGCUCAUGGAGGGCACGCUACCUCGCUACUACAUCCCGGCCUGGCCGGGCCUGGACAAGAUCACGGUCAAUAAGUAGAGCAGGGAAUCCUAGCAAGAUGUUAAGCAUAGACCGUGUUGGUUGUUUGAAAAGAGUGUUUCAUCGUUCAUAAUGCUGUGUCUAAGGGUGGCACCGUAGACAGACUUCGUGACCUCUGAGCUCAGACUUUGAUCUUACACAGAUGCUGUAAAUGACCCGAGUCUAAUAGUAGCUCCGUUUAACCGUGAAGCUGCAACAAAGCUAACUACUGAAUGCUGCUCAAGUAGGGACUUUAACGGUACAAAAAAUAGGGAUGUCCGUUUUAAAAAGACAAAACGGAAAAAUCACUCUAAAUGAGUUGCAUAUCAAUCUUUAAUUAUAACAUGAUAUUCAAUGUGGUCUAAAAAUGAUAUAUUAUACAGUAUAAGUGUUAAUUUAGAAAUAUCACAUGAGAUGAAGUGUUGUUGUACUGAAUAUCAGCAGGGUUGUGAUGCAGUCGUAGGCAUGACAACACAGUCCGAGUACUGAAGAUAUCACAUCUGUGCUGAUGUUCAGUACAACCGCAUGGCCUCAAUUGUGAUAUUGCUUUUAUGUAACAGUUCAACAAACAUCAUUUAUUAUCAACAGAUAAGAAUUUGUUUAUUUAUUUAAAAAGGUAUUUUGCUCCGCCAGCACAUAUCCUUACACAAGUGGUGAAUCUAGUGUUGGGUUGGAAAAUGACAGUUAGUGUAAUUAACAGGGGUAAAAGGAGUUUUUAAUUCUUACCGGUACUGUGUAGAGAAAAGGGGAAUAAAAAGAAAAGUAAACCAUAGUGGUGGUGGACAAUCCUGAGAAACUUACAAAAUUCAGUUGAUAUUCCUAAUUAUUCCACCUAAAAAUAUCAGCUAUGUUAACUUCCAGGUUCUGGGGUUGAAUUCCAAAUAGCGUAAAUGGAAAAGUAGUGCACUAUGUACUGUAGGGUGUACAUUGCCUUAAAUGUGGGUUUUGGUUCAGGCAGCUGCUCUCACCUCUUUCCUCUACUGCAGACCAUACGGACCUACUUUCUCUCAUGCUGCAUCUGAGGAUUGUUAAAACACAUGUAAUGCAGAGAAUACAUAUACUUACGUCUCAAUGCUGUUAUGCUCAAUAUUAGCACUUGUGGAAUGGCUCUCGUCCAAUCAGAUCUCUAGGUUGGAACUAAAUGUUGUAUGAUGUCACUUAAAUACCAGCUGAUCUGGGGCAGUGGGAUUCAGCUCCCUGCCUUCAUCUCUAUGGCGUUUUAGUAUUUUAAUCCAACAAGCUCCCUUCACCUCAUCCAUCUAUACACUCUGCUUAUACAGAUCAGCUUCCGAACCUUCAGCGUCCCCACUAAUACUUCCAUCUUACUUUACUUGUACAGUUACAGUAUUUACAGUUCCCCCUAAUUUUUGGCUCCUGUUAAACACUGUUGUAACUGCGCUAGCAAUAAAAGUGGCAGAAGAAUGGCUAAAGACUUAAAAAAUGGUUUCAGGGUGGAGAUUUCCUUGAGACCCGUAAGUUAAGGUCAUUUUAACCUGUUACAUGUAGCAUGAAAUAAAAAAAAAAAAAAAAAAAAAAAUGGGAAGCUCUCCUUUUACAAUUUUCAUUUAAAAAGCAAGAUUUGAUAAAUAAUAGUUGGUAUUUUACAUAGUUAUAUCAGUAUUAAGAAUAAAUGUAGAUAUAUAGAUUGUGUUGAACAAAAGGACAUAUAAGACAGUGUCGUGUCUGUGCAAUAAGACUACUUUGCCUUGAACAUGUUUAAGCAUGGAAUCUGAUGUAGUCCGUCCAUUAACGUUACACUCUCCUGUGUAUAUCCUGUGCAUCUCUAAGGAAAGGCCGGUCAGGCAAUUACACAUAUUAGUCAGUAAAGCUUUGUUUUAAAUGCUUCACACCAAUGUGGUUGGAUAAAGCAAGGCCAUGCGGAAAUGUGGUUAAGUAGGAGUACAGAUAUUGCAUUACUUUUGAUUGGAGUAAAAGGAAAAAGUAUUUUCUAACAAACCUACUCAAAUAAAGUACAGAUACAUGGAACAUGUACUUAAGUACAGUAGCGUACAAGUACAUAUACUUGGUUACCUCCCGCCUAUUUCAAAUUUUUA
This is a messenger RNA of Clarias gariepinus (North African catfish), 4518 nucleotides long. It is a transcript of the gene dnajc16, whose product is annotated as DnaJ (Hsp40) homolog, subfamily C, member 16. Bases 134 to 2485 code for a protein of 783 amino acids. The transcript has 15 exons. The record is from RefSeq and is a predicted model, not a curated record. Lineage: Eukaryota; Metazoa; Chordata; Actinopteri; Siluriformes; Clariidae.